AUCUCCUUUCCUCGUCUUAAGGUUAUGAGAGAAGGAGGGGGCUGAAUGAAUCCCUCUAGUCCUCCUCCUCUGUGCAGAAUCAGUUCUAAGCUGGUUUCCAACCAGAGCCGACAUGGAGAGAAGACUGCUCGUAGCUUUUCUGCUGCUCCUGCCUCUUCUGAGUGUCAGCUGUGUCUCCCAUCAGAAAAGCACAGUCACCUGGUGUGUUUUGUCGGAUGCUGAGGAGCAGAAGUGUUUGGAUUUAGCUGGGAACGCUACAGCUAAGAAUGUGAGGGGAAACCUGCAGUGUGUCCGUGGACUGAACACUGGAGACUGCAUGGACAGAAUCAAGAACGGGACAGCGGAUGCUGCCUCCAUGUUUGCUGAUGACAUCUACGCUGCGGGUUUCUGCCAUGGUUUGGAGCUUGCAGCGGGAGAAUCCCACAACGGUCUCGCAGAUGGUAUCAGCUACUAUGUGGUGGCGAUGGCUCGCCGCUCCUCCUCGGACCUGUCCCUGCUGGAGAUGCACGAACGCAGCUCCUGCCACCCCGGCAUACGGACCACAGUGGGGUGGACAGUUCCCAUUGGAUACCUGGUCAACACCUCUCAAAUCAGUGUAGGAGAGCAGUGCAAUUUCCCAAGAGCGGUGGGGAACUUCUUCGGUUACAGCUGCGUGCCCGGUGUGAAAGACCUUCAGCAUGACCCCAAAGGCAACAACCCGAAGAACCUCUGCGAGGCCUGCAUAGGCGACGAGAACGACAGACACAUCUGCGCCAACAGCCACCGAGAGAGGCAUUACGGAGAGGCCGGAGCGCUGAGGUGUGUGGCUGAAAACCUUGGCGACGUUGCUUUUGUCAAACACACGACCGUCUUCGAUAACUUGGAUGGUAAGAACCAGGAGUCCUGGGCCUUGGACCUGGAGCUGGAGGACCUGAAGCUGCUGUGUCCAGAUGGAACAGAAGCAGGUCUGGAUCAGCAUGAACACUGCCACUUAGCAGCAGUCCCUGCAAACGCUGUGGUGGUCCGCAUGGAGGACAAGUGCCGUGUCUGGAAGUAUCUUGAGCGCUUACAGAAUGUGUUUGGCAACGCCACCGAGGGCUUCAGUCUGUUCAGCUCAGCGGGCUACGGCCAAUCCGAUCUGCUCUUCAGUGAUGCCACCCACCACCUGCAGAGAGUUCUGGGUAGUUACACCUCCUGGCUGGGGCCCUCUUACACCACCAUGCUGCAAGCCUUCGAGUGUGAGGGCUUCUGCUGAUGGAAGAGGGGGAAGAUAUCCAGCGCAUCAACUUCCACCCCAUCCUGCUGUCUCCAUCCUUCCCUCCCUGCCAUCUGGGUCCCUCUGUCUCAAUUUUUUCUGCCUCCGUUUAUUAUUUUUUUGCUUCGCUGUUAAAAUCUUCUCUCCCUGCAUUUUCCACAUCUCCACUCUUACACCGUUUCCUCCAAACUUAGUGUGUUGUCCAACGCGCUGGCUGGCAUAAAAGCGCAACGCUCAGAGCGGCUAAUCAGCUAUUAAAGUCCAUGAAACCCAGCCUGUUGUUUCCAUUAAGGGAGACGGAGAAGAGAAGGAGGGGGUGGAUAGAGUAGAAGAGAAGUUAUUAGCUGUCAUGUUUUAAUGUUAUUUACAGACAAUCAAUUUUCAUUUUGAUUUGCUCCCUCGCCCGCUUCUCUACACCUUCAAAUUCAUUUUCAUCCAACACAACUUCCUGUUAGCUGCAUCCACCUGAGAUGAAGCCCCCCCACCCCACCCGCCCCCCACAAUCCUCCAACAGGGUCUGUCUCUGGCACUGAACAACUGGGUGCUAUUAACUAGGAGUCUCAGUUACUGUAAGUGUGUGUGUGUGUGUGUGUGUGUGUGUAUGUGUGUGUUUGUGUGUGUGUGUGUGUGUGUGUGUGUGUGUCUGUGUGUGUGUGUGUGUGUGUGGCUACUUUCCCAUGGCUUGUAUUGCUCUCUACUUUGGAUCACUGCUCUCUCAUGUCUGCCGCGGUGACUCAAACCGUUGCGUCGAAACACAACAACGUUUGGAGAAAGGACAUCGAGGCUUCAGCUUUCACAUCUCAGACGCGUUUGGACCACUCAGAUUUCACUCGUCUGCUGAAAUAACAGAACCAGUCAGGAGGAUGUUAUUAGUGAUGAAGGCGAAGCAGUGUAGAUUAAAAAACCCUCCCGUGAGCCACCCUUGACCUGCUGAAUCGUGCACUGUAAAACUGCAGAAUGGUCUAUCAUUCAGUGCUUUUAAAGCCCCGCCCACUGAAAUUUUUGUGUUUCCCACGAUGCAUCCCUGAGCUCAGAUCUGCACUGAAACGUUAGAUAAAGUGCUUUUUGAACUUCCCAUGCUAGAAACACCCACAGCUGUUGUAUUUCAUGCAGCUUUUGUAGAACUUUAUAAGAAAACCUGAUUGAUUCGUUUGUUAAAAGUCAGCUUAUUGAGUGUUUCUUCUGUCUGAAUUCAACUCGGGUUCUUUCCACUGGUGCUGUUUUAUUGUCCAACUUCCUGAAAUAAUGUAAAUAGUCCUGGCUGUCUGCAUUUGUAGAGCUGCAAUCUCUCUUUUUUGUUUUCAACCAAUUAAAUAAAUGAUGAUAAUCCUUU
Nothobranchius furzeri (turquoise killifish) is the source of this 2567-nucleotide messenger RNA. RefSeq names its product otolith matrix protein (gene otomp). The record is from RefSeq and is a predicted model, not a curated record. Gene Ontology annotation, cellular component: early endosome; plasma membrane; recycling endosome. NCBI's taxonomy places the organism in Eukaryota, Metazoa, Chordata, Actinopteri, Cyprinodontiformes, Nothobranchiidae. Gene Ontology annotation, biological process: iron ion transport.